Messenger RNA from Carassius gibelio (silver crucian carp), 390 nucleotides. RefSeq names its product isoamyl acetate-hydrolyzing esterase 1 homolog. The record is from RefSeq and is a predicted model, not a curated record. Gene Ontology annotation, molecular function: hydrolase activity, acting on ester bonds. The transcript is spliced from 5 exons. The coding region runs from base 1 to 390 and encodes 129 amino acids. NCBI's taxonomy places the organism in Eukaryota, Metazoa, Chordata, Actinopteri, Cypriniformes, Cyprinidae.
AUGACGCCAGCGCUGCGGGUCUCCAGCUUCCCAGCAGAUGGAAGCAGAUUUACGUUUCAAGCGAACGGAUGGGGUUCCGAGAUCUCUCAUAAAGUCGCCAGAAAAUGCGACGUAGUAAACCGAGGCUUGUCCGGUUAUAACACGAGGUGGGCUAAGUUUGUGCUUCCUCGCACCGUGCCCAUUUCUGAUGCUGCUAUUGCUGCUGUGACCGUCUUCUUCGGCGCUAAUGAUUGUGCAUUGGAAGAUAAGAACCCUUUGCAGCACGUGCCUCUUCAGGAGUUCACUGAGAAUUUAAAAGAUGUUCUCAAAUAUCUGGUGACUAUAGGAGUGUCCAAAGAGAAGAUCAUCUUUAUCACACCACCACCACUUAAUGGCCUUAAGAACAUGUAA